Messenger RNA from Pogonomyrmex barbatus (red harvester ant), 3048 nucleotides. RefSeq names its product Suppressor of cytokine signaling at 36E (gene Socs36E). Gene Ontology annotation, molecular function: 1-phosphatidylinositol-3-kinase regulator activity. Gene Ontology annotation, biological process: phosphatidylinositol phosphate biosynthetic process; intracellular signal transduction. The record is from RefSeq and is a predicted model, not a curated record. Gene Ontology annotation, cellular component: phosphatidylinositol 3-kinase complex. NCBI's taxonomy places the organism in Eukaryota, Metazoa, Arthropoda, Insecta, Hymenoptera, Formicidae.
GCCGCAUGGCUUCUCUCAAUCUCGAGAUCGGAUUCUACGAGCGCGCUCCCAUAUCCUCUUUCCCUUCCUCCCGAAAAGAUGAGUCACGUCGUCAUUCACGGAGGAAGAGACGUUUAAAGUCUCCUCGGCGAGACUCGCGUCGCGCCAACGAAAUUUGGGCCUGGUCGUGAUUUUUUGGGGUGAAAAUGCAACAGAUCCACUGUAUUCUUUGACAUAGCAUCUUCCAUGCAGCUAGGUAGAUAUAGAACCAAUCAAACAUUAUUGGUUAUAUCAUAGAGUUAUGAGUUAGAGAUUGCGACAUGCAUCUUCUGUAGUUUCUACAAUCAUGGUAUAGACAAGAAUUAUUAAGGCGAUAAAAUGCCUGCCAUGCGAAUUAAUAAUGGGACAGCACUUUGCUAGUCUCAGAGAGUUCUUUAGAAUGGAUGGUGAAAGACAGCCUACUGAGAUAUGCGCUAAUGCGCUUAGCCUGCCAUCGCCCUUGGAGAUGCUGAAUCGAGAUGACAAUGAGAGUUUGCCCGAAAACGAGACUAAUGGCAAUGUACCUGUAUCAAACUCUAACAUACUGCCGAACAGAUCAGAAUGUAAAUUAGAAGGGAAUUUGGACAACGAUCGUUUAAACCUAGAUGUAGACAACCAUAACUCUAGAUUUGAAUCUUUGUAUAGUCAACCUGUCGAAGCUCAGGAUACAAAGCAAAUUUGUAAUAAUGGUAAUGUUACAAGCGACUCAUCAUUUAGACAGCAGCGGGAAGCAUGCUGCAGUAGUUCUGGUGGUAGCAAUAGUAGUAGCAGUUCCGAAGAUAGCCCUGUGAAUCCACCUUUAAGAAGAUCCUCCAAAACGUUAUCGUUUGGAAAGAGGAAAAACAAGCAGCGCAACAAGGAUCAAAACCCAAUAUGCAAUCACGUUUUGUCAUCGAAAAAGAAACGCAGCAACUGGGUAUUAAAAUUCAAUUGCGCCAAGAGCAAAAACUCGAAAAAUACUGACAUUAUUCCCGGCCAAGGGAAUGGUAAUUCAGAUUGUAUAUGCACUGGUUAUAGGAGAACCGAAGAGCAUCCUAUGGGUGCGGGUAUCGUAUUUAACAGUCGGUCCGCUCCGCAAAGUCCCAUUCUUGGGCCUCUGCCACCAAGUCCUGUAAUCGAUCUAUCGCGAUUUAACCCCGAAGAAUUUCCUAUGGAAGUACGUUUUUAUCAUUCAAUUGCUUUCGGUAAAAACUUUCAGCAAAAAUUUUAUCGUGCUAAUGGACCUUUUUUUGUAAUUUUAAAGGAUUGUGACGAACGCGCCCGAAUGCAACGCGCUCGAGAAAUGGAGGAAGGUGUCGAACCUCCUCCUGAUUAUAGGCCUAAUUAUCCUGCGGGAAUACAAGUUCAUCCUAAUGGAAUAACAGUGGACAGUUUGGCGGCAUUGUUUCAAGCACAUGCCGGUAUUCAAGCUGCCGCUCUUACAGCUUUAUCCCAGAUUGACUUUACAUUAAUUCCAAAUAUCGAGAGACCUGCACAUACGCAGGUUGAUUAUGUCCAUUGUCUUGUGCCAGACUUGAGGUCGAUUACAGCCUGUUCUUUCUAUUGGGGCAAGAUGGAUCGUUACGAGGCGGAACGCUUGUUGGAAGGAAAACAAGAGGGUACUUUUUUGUUACGAGACUCUGCGCAAGAGGAAUUUUUAUUUUCCGUGAGCUUCCGUAAAUAUGGACGCUCGUUACAUGCGCGGAUCGAGCAAUGGAACCACAAGUUUAGUUUUGAUUCACAUGAUCCAGGAGUUUACGCUUCUGAAACUGUAUGUGGCUUGAUCGAACAUUAUAAGGACCCUUCAUGUUGCAUGUUUUUCGAGCCUAUGCUCACAAUCCCGCUGCAUCGAAAUUUCACGUUUCCGUUGCAACAUCUGUGCAGAGCGGUGAUAACUACGCGAACGACAUACGAUGGCAUAAACAAGCUGCAGUUGCCAAAGACACUUAAGAGCUAUCUCAAAGAAUACCAUUAUAAGCAGAGAGUGCGAGUCAGGCGAUUAGACACGGAAAACGAUCCACACACGGACUGUAGAUCCAUAUCAUGUUUACCGAUAUGAAUCUCUUCAUAUUGAUAUUUGCUAGAUUUUUAUUAUGUGUUGCAUAAUUAUGUUUCUUUAUUCACAUUUACAGUUGUGCCACCGUAUCAAAUACGAGUGGCAUAUGCAUACAACAUUGUAAUAUCAGAAAUACCAUGACUCUGACAUACAGUUACACAGAAUAUCAUUGCAAUAUUAGCAAUAAAAAUAUUGUAUUCAUCUUAAUACAUAAUGGGGGAAAUGACAUAGUAUAAUUUAAAAAAAAAAAAGUAAAAAGAGAAAAGAUGGGCCUUGUCCGAUCUCAGACGUGACAAGUGCCUAUGUUUACUCGAUGAAAUAAUCAUAUAUGUAAAUACGUCAGGACAACAGUGCUUCAUACACAUGCACAGUGUAUUGCGAAAUCGUGUAUUAUGUAAACUUCAAUAUCAUUGCUAUUGUUCUUACGAUUAUUACUAUACUCAUUUUUCUAUUUUAUUCCUAACUACGUUGUCUUUUAAUUAUUAUUUUGAGUAUAUAUAAUUUAACCUUAAUUGAAAUUGCGGGAACAGUUUGUACAUUGAUAAUUUUUAUAGAACGAUACCAAAACUUGCCUGAAAGGCAUGGCAAUUUAGUCUUUAUUACUACAAAACUAUAAUGUCAUCAAAUUUAAUCUUAACGUAGCUAAAGUUAUAAAAAGGAGAAAGAAAGUGAAGGAGAGUCAUUGCAAGAUCUGGUUCGUAUUACUCCUAUUGUGUCCUAUUUAUAAUGUUAAAUAUUAUUAAGUAAAAGCUGUCUGUGUUGAUGUUUCUCAUUGCCAGAUACAAAAAUGUAUAAUUUGUGUAAAUUAUUUAAAUUUCGAAAUGUGAGGUUGAUAUCAGAUGCAAUGAAUUGAAUUUGAAAUAAAAAUGCAAAUCAUUGAAUAUUAAUAAAUUUGCAAAGUAUAUAAUAUUAUAGUAUGAAAUUGUUAAAAGUAUUGAUUAAUGGUUAUUCCUAUAAUGAACUUCGUAUAAAAAAAAAUAAAAAUUUAAUAUUUA